AUGAGUGUCCCGCCCGAGAGCUAUCAGCAGGUGCACCACCACCCCGACAAGCCCAUGUCGCCUUCGCCAGGCGAUGCGCCGUCAUCGCCAGACUUGACCCGCCCCAGCGGUCUGGCGAGCGUCUUCAAGGGGUUGGCCGGAGCCAAGUUGACGAAAUCCCCUCCACCGAGCCUCAAAUCAGCCUCUUCGAUCUUAUCGCCGCUGGCCGACCACGUAAAUGCCACUCGCACGAACCUCGCGGGCCUGUCACCGAACCACAUGGAGUCAUUUGAGCUGCUCAAGAACGGAAAUGGCAAUGUUGCCGAGCGCAUCGCGGCCGCGAACUCGCUCCGAUAUGCCGUUGCCGAAUACCCCAUGAACCCGGUGCUAGAAAUCUGGUAUGCCGCAAAGUGUAUGAUCGAUGCGACAAAGACGGAGACGGAGCGGAUCGCUGGCUGGGAGCUCCUUUCGGAAUGCGUCAAGCACAAGUCGUCGACAGAUCUCGAGCGCCAAGAGUACUUCCUGACCAUAACGGCGCCGGCGAAUCCCCAAGACUUCCAUCUCCAACUUGCCGCCGUCGUGGAUCUCACCAAUCACGGGCGUGAUCUAUCCGGGUUCGACUAUCAAGUGAUCGGUGUUCUGCAAAGGUGGCUCCGCGAGGCAUACCAGGCUGUCAAGGCAGCACGAAGGCUAGCUAGCCGUGAUGCUAAGAAGAAUGCUGGCAAGGCCAAGGUCUCAGCUGCGGGAGAGGAGAAGAACCUACACCAGCUCUUCACCUUUAUCGGAGACGUCAUCAAGUUCAGUUCAAAUGUAGCAGAUGAAACUGCCAUGUCUGGUCUGAUGGACACCCUAGUCACAAUCUGUCUGAGUACAACCAUCGAAGACGACCUGCGGGCUUCGAUCAAUGUCAUCGACGCAAUCGUAACUUUCGGCGCCUUGCCAGCCGCCAGCUUCAAGGGGUGCGUCUUGGUUCUGGGCUCCAUAUUCUGUCUUGUGCCAAGCUUGUCCAAGACGGCAUGGCACACCAUCUCCAUUCUGCUGAAGUCGCACAACGGUCCUGCGGCAGUUAGGGUCUUGGUAGAUCUGUUGCGGCACCUCCCAGCAGAUGGCAGCAGCAAAGGAAAAGAUACCAGGGAUAUUCGAGGUGUGCUGGCUGUUCUGGAGAAGCUUUUGACGAAGAGCACAGAGAAGGGCUAUCCGCCUGUCCCAUUCGCGCUGCUCCUCGACGGCUUGGUCGCCACAGUUCACAGCACAGACUCUGGCCGGGUCCACUGCGCUGUGCUCAAACUGAUCAACUCUCUCUUCCGGGACGGUGACGGCAAAAUUCACAAUUUGAUCGUCGAGGAGGACUGGUCAACCCUACUGUUCAUCGCUGCGGAAUGCUCCAAAAAGGCGCCGCCGGGCAUAGUCAUCGGAAGCGAGAUGAUUGCUUUGGCAAACGAGCCUGAUCGACCGGACGGAGCCAUUGGGGUUGAGUUGCUGAAGCUUAUCAUGCGCUUGGAGGAGCUGGCCAGCCACAGGUCGGGUGACUUUGUCCCUCGGCAGAUCAUCAUCAAGUUCUUCACCGACAUCCACGCUCGACUUCCGGACUCGGCAGCACGUGUGGUACUCACCUACUUUCAAGAAUUCCGAUGCUGCUCGCCUUCGGAUCUGCAGUGGGAGGAAAACCUGUCCUUGGUGCUGAAGGAGUUUUACGCCAAUCGAAGUCGAAGUUCCGAAACCCGUCUCCUGUCUCUUCAGGCAGUAACAGAAUCUUACGACAUGAUGGACCUUAUUGGAGAGGGGCUUGGUGACGAUGACUGUGUGCCCAACCUGAUCAAGGACCUACUCAACAACAUUGCCGAUGAGACUAAUCUCCUCGUGCUCGAAUCGGUUGUCGCAUUUAUGGUCUCCGUCGCUGUUUCCUCAGACUCGGAGCUGUUCAAUUACAUCACCGACACACUGAGGACCAUUGUCGUCAACGAUCGUCUCUUGUCUCCCGUUGCAUCGUCUGCGUCUCGGCCCACAACUCCUGUCGGGGGCGAAGCUGGCCCUCAAAGGAGUUACACGGCCUCUGGGGUCGUAACAAGGGGCUAUGUCAAGUUAUUUAUGCGAUGCAUGAACCUUGACGGAGCCAAGUCUAUCAAGCUUUACGACACGCUCGUCAACAUCGCCAAGACAAACCACUGCAAGACGGAUGCCCGGCUCACUGCGAUGAAACUACUCUUCCGCCUCCGAGCUGAUUGGGCAAACCGAGUUUUCUUGAUUAAUGACACGGAAUCCGAGGGUCUUGCGGCGACGCUCCUCCACACAGCCUCUUCCCGGGCACGCAAGCAAGCUGAAGACGCAUCGCAACCGGCGAGGGCUACCAGAGCGGAACAAGGUGCCGUCUCACGGACCACGAGAGGGAUAUCUUUCAGCAGCUCCGGAACACAGGACAGGGCUUUUCCAGUCCGUUCCGCCAGCGGGGCAAAAUCUUCUUAUCCGUACAAACAACUCUGGGCCCUGCCAGACCCGGAAGCCCUGCCCGAGUCUCCAACAGCCAUCGCAAGUCCCAUCCUGGCGUCGCACGUCGAAGGCCCGGUCUCGGAUACCAAGGAGGGAAGCGAGCUGUUUCCUAGGGAAGCGAUACAAGUCGUUUUGAACAUGGACGCUUGGCUUGACACCAUUGUUCACAUCAUCGAGCAGGGUUGUGAAUGGGAGAUCUAUAGUAUGGUCUUGGUUCAUCUACCCUCGCAGCUUACAAAUCACGCAAUAUUCCGGGGUGCAGUGCCACAAAUCCAAGAGCUCCGGCGAGUGACGUGCGAACAGAUACGGACAAACAACUUCCAGGAACCACCUUCCUCUACAGGUUUGCGCCGUGCCGAUGUUGCCAUCUGCCUCUUCCACAGCUUGACCAUGAUCCUGAGCUAUCACGAAUUCUUCCUCAAGGAUCAAGAAGACGAGAUUGUACAAGCUUUCGUCAAGGGCAUUUCGACGUGGGAACGAUGCGCCAAGUAUUGCAUCCACGCCCUGUCGAUCUGCUGCCACGAGCUGCCUCUGUCCACAAGCAAAACGCUCGUGCAAAUGUUGCAGAAAAUGGCACAGAUCAUCACCCAGCCCCAUGUGGCUAUGCAUAUUCUGGAGUUUCUCGCUUGCCUCAGCAGAAUGCAGAAUCUAUACGUCAACUUUAGAGAAGACGAGUACCGCAUCGUGUUUGGAAUCUGUGUUCGCUACCUCCAGUACGUGCGAGAUAAGAAGCAAACCCAGCGAGGCAGUCUUCACAGCGAAGCAUCAACACCUACCGGUUCCACUCCGGAUCUUCUACAUCCGAACGCCGCAGACGAUCUGCCCCAGUAUGUGUACGCCUUGGCGUAUCAUGUCAUUACGUUCUGGUUUUUGGCCUUGAAGCUACCAGAUCGUGCUAACCACGUCGGUUGGAUUGCCAAGAACUUGCUCAGCGAUGUAGACGGCGGACAAAGCCCUGAAGAGCAAGCCUUGGUGACGCUCGACUUUAUGCAACGGGUUGCCUACGCAGACGCGGACGAGUCUUCGCAAGAUCUUCUCUUUACUAGAGAGCGGUUCGGUGAGAUUUUGAAGCGACGAUGGUUGAUGGGCAACAGCAUCGUGACGAUUGAGCAAGCGGCCACAACUGGGUGGUCACAAAUCACCAAGCGGCAGCCCUCGGGGACGUCGUCGUAUAUUGUGCAUGAGAAUUUCCAGCCUCGCCCAGCCCACCAAGCUCAGUACAUAUCAGAUGUGUCGAGAGACGGGCAACUGACCAACAACAAUAUCCUACCGAGCCACUUGAUGGUUCAGCUGAUGACCUCUACGCCACAAAUACAAGACACCGCCCGACCUGUCCCUCUCCCAGACGACGACGCGACUCAAAGAGCCAUCAGAGUCUUUGAUCGUAACUCGACUGUGGAUGGUCAUAAGGUCGGAGUGGUGUAUAUUGGCGAAGGCCAAACGCACGAGACCGAAAUCCUUUCGAACGUCUCGGGCAGCAGCGACUACGUCGCUUUCCUCAACGGGCUGGGCACAUUGACAAGACUGAAAGGGUCGAAGUUCAAUACGCAAGGACUGGACAGAGAGUACGACACGGACGGCGAGUACACCUUCUGCUGGCGUGACAAGGUGACAGAGAUGGUUUUCCACGUCAUUACUCAGAUGCCCACCAAUCUGGAGCGGGACCCUCAAUGCAUCCUUAAAAAACGUCACAUCGGUAAUGACUUCGUCAACAUUAUCUUCAACGACUCCGGCAUGCCCUUCAGGUUCGAUACUUUUCCGAGCGAGUUCAACUACGUCAACAUUGUCAUUACCCCAGAGGCGAGGGCAUCCUUUCUCACCAUUAGGGAGCAUCCGCCGAGUGAAGGGAAACACCCGCCUUUCUACAAAGUACAAGUCAUGAGCAAGCCCGGCUUCCCCGAGAUCUCCCCAGCAUCCGAAACCAAAAUGGUUAGCUUGAGAGCGCUUCCAGGAUUCAUUCGGUUGCUGGCGCUCAAUGCUUCCGUCUUUUGCCUUGUGUGGGCAAACCGCGAAGGUGGUGAACACGUCAGUUCAUGGCGCAACAGGCUCAGGGAGAUCAAACGGCUUCGCGAGAAGUAUGGACCUAAAAAUGCGUCCAGCGUACACCAGCCGUCGCACCUGCAUUUGCCCCAUAUGAACAAUGCUUCAACGCCCUCGCCACCUCCAACAUCACUAGGAGGCGCAGUCGUUGGCAACAGCCUCUCCGUCGCCCAGAGUGCGGAUGCGUCUAAGUCUUCGGCCAAUGUGCGUGACAGCUUCAGCAGUCUGCGCCGGUCGUCGGUAGCCACAUUUUUCACCAGUACGAGCGAGCAGACUAGCCACCGGAGCUCGAUGCUGUCUACCACCACCAACGAUACCGAGGUUUCGCCCGGAAACAGCAUCGACUCGCUCGUUGAGUCGGUUGACUUUUCCAAAUGGGCGUAA
Molecule: messenger RNA, 4890 nt
Organism: Colletotrichum higginsianum IMI 349063
Lineage: Eukaryota; Fungi; Ascomycota; Sordariomycetes; Glomerellales; Glomerellaceae
Product: GTPase activating protein
Exons: 2
Coding region: 1-4890 (1629 amino acids)
Biological process (GO): negative regulation of TOR signaling; positive regulation of GTPase activity; regulation of small GTPase mediated signal transduction
Cellular component (GO): cytoplasm; TSC1-TSC2 complex; nucleus
Molecular function (GO): GTPase activator activity
Source: RefSeq, a predicted model, not a curated record